AAAGAGCAUAAACCCUCAGUGUACCACGCGACGCGUGUGGGUCGCUUCAUCGUUUUCCGUCGCAGCUACUUCGCUCUUCCGAUUUCUAGGGUUUUUCCUCCAUUGCCAAGUUACUGCUCCAACGCUUUUGAUUCCUUAUCUUCGUCUUUCGCGCUUUCACUGUCGUUGGAAUCUGGAUUAUGUGAUAAUUCCAGGCCUCACAUCCAUUUGGUUUGUUAGAUUUGUUUAAUAAAUGCAGUGCAGUUCUGAUAGUGAGAUGGAUAGACUGCCAGAUUCAUAUACAACUGUACCCAUUUCUUCUACUCUUGAUGACCUUGAUGUAGUACCGCAUCCUCAUCGCCUUGAAAGAGAAUUUGCAAAAGAAAAUAUACGAAGAGAACCAGGUGCAAAUGAGCAUGAAACUCAUGGGCUAUGUGAAGGAAAAAUAACCUACGAAUUAGCGCUGGAGAGAGAGUUAGAAUAUCGGAAAAGACUGAAAGAUGCUGGCUUGCAAACUUUUGCUACUAAUAGAGUACCCCCUACACCUCCUCAAAAGUUGCCUCUGGAGCAUAAUCUUAAGCGGAAAGUAAUGUCUGGAGUCCACACAGAAUCAGUGCCAACUGGUAGUCAUUCUCCCCGACUACCACUCCAAGAUUGGCAAGUUGAAUCGCGGAAAUUGCAUUCACAACAACCUCUUACCAAGCGACUAAAUUGUUAUAGAACCUUAACACAACAUUCUCCUCAGCGGUUGAAUUGCAGCCAACAUCCAGACCAGAUGUUCAAGCAUAGGCCACAUCUCCAACAUCAGCAUGGGUGUCAACCACCUCUACACAGAAAUCUGGCUCGACAGAUCAAUUGGCCUCGACAAAGCAAUCAACCAGCUGUAAACAACCAGGGGAAGUUCUAUAGGUGCAAUCUUUGCCAGAUGAAUUUUGAUACUUCUUCCAAACUUCACCUGCACUAUCAGACUAAAGAGCACAAUGCGAGGCACAAGUUUACAAAUAUCAAUGUUCCAAAUGGAAGCACGGUGGUGUGGUGUGAAGAGUGCCGCGUACCAUGUAUGAAUGAAACAUUAUUAGCUCAGCAUCGUGCUGGAAAGAAGCAUGCUGCUUGUCUUCGUUUGCUAGCACAAAGUGCUACUUCCACAGCUGCCGGCGCUGGUCAACCUCCCAGAAUUUGAAGAUAUGGAACCAAAAUGCAAGUAUGGUGGCAUAAAAAAACUUUUUGGUUCUUCAGCUUGAUAUCCUUUUCCCUUCUUAUCUAGCAAUAUGCAUAGCUAUUUGGUUUUCAUAAUGAAGAUUUAAUGCUAUUAGCUUUUGGUUUAACCACUAACUUGGUCCCUAAGUUCAUGUCCUAUUAAAGAGUCAGUCGAUGCUUGAGUACUUGAGUUCAUUCUGUUCAUGUUUUAGAGACCUGAGACAUGUCAAACAUGAUACACUUACAUUGCAUCCCAUAUAUA
Messenger RNA from Zingiber officinale, 1438 nucleotides. RefSeq lists its product as uncharacterized. The transcript has 3 exons. The record is from RefSeq and is a predicted model, not a curated record. Lineage: Eukaryota; Viridiplantae; Streptophyta; Magnoliopsida; Zingiberales; Zingiberaceae. The coding region runs from base 233 to 1159 and encodes 308 amino acids.